Molecule: messenger RNA, 1066 nt
Organism: Cuscuta campestris
Lineage: Eukaryota; Viridiplantae; Streptophyta; Magnoliopsida; Solanales; Convolvulaceae
Source: the annotation of a GenBank genome assembly
GUAAUCUCUUGUCAUUCAGAAAGAUCCUACCAGAUCUGUACAUACAUGCCCGUAGUUCCCAGUAAUUCAGUAAUCUCUUCUUGUCAUUCAAAAAGGAAACUCUUAAACCCUAAGCAUUUGAAGAUCUCAGCUCAAUCAAGGAUGGAUAGAGGAAUUUAAUCAGUGGCCGGCCCGGCGAGGCACGGCGACGGAGGACGGUGGCGAACGGCGUUCAGCGAGACAGAUUGGGCCGAAGGGAUGUCGCUCUUGUGCCCCAGCGUAUGAGCACCACACCCAACUUUAGACACUAACCAAGGUCCUGUUUGGAGAGGCGAAAAAACUACCUUAAACCAGGAGCCAAAAAAAAGGAACCCUUAACUUGAUAAUGGCCAGUAGUUCAAGAGGAAGUGGAUUCCUCCAGUCUGAUCCCUCACAAAACCUUCUUCCUCCCUGGCUGUCUAAUCCAACCACCUCAUCUGCAGUUAGACCCCAAACCCCAUCAGUUGCCUUAAGUCUUUGCCCAUCCACCUCACAGCAACCCUCUCCUGUAAUCCCAUGGCUACAGUCCGACCCAAUGCCCACCGGGCUUCCAGCUCAUCACCCAGACAGCAACCCGUUGGUUGCUGAACUCUUAGAAUGCUGUAGAAACGUGGGAGAAGGGCACCACGCUUGGACGGCGCAUAAAAAAGAAGCAGCCUGGAGGUUGAAGAGGGUGGAAUUGCAACUGGAAUCAGAGAAGGCGUCCAAAAUCAGGGAGAAGAGGGAGGAAAUCGAUUCGAAGAUCAAAGCAUUGCUGGAAGAACAGAGGAUUGCUCUAGACAGGAUUGAAGGCGAAUAUAGAGAACAGCUGGCUGUUCUGAGGAGGGACGCCGAAGCAAAGGAGCAGAAAUUGAGCGAGCAAUGGGCAUCCAAACACAUGCGUCUCAGUAAGUUUCUUGAGCAGUUGGGGUGUCCCCCGCCGAGGGAGGCGAAUCCCCUGUAGAUUUUCCAGGAAGAUAUGCUGAAAAAGGUCCAAUGUAGAAUGUGCUGUUUCAGUUUCGACCCUCUGUUGAAAUGUUGUUUGGAAAAGUAAAUUGAGGUGUGGAAA